AUGGAUUCGUUAACCCCACCGGCCACUACUCCAGAGGAGCUAUCGAAUGGUUCGGUAUCGGUGCAAGAGGAUAAUGGGAAUCCUAAGAAUCAUAGGAGGAACCAUCGAGCAGGUACGAAAGAGAGAGCGAGGAGAGAGAGAAAGGUUGCUGGCGAGGGGAGUACAUGUGGUUCACCGAAUGGGACUGAGAUGUCUUUUUCGAUGGGGCCGAGGAAGAAAGGGAGGGCGGGGGUUAAGGUCCGGGAGAGGAGGGAAAGGAGGAGUGCUGGAAGUACUUUUGGGGAGGAAGAUGUGGGAGGAGAUUCGGUCUUGGACGAGUCUAUCUUGGAAGACUCGAUUUUGGAAGACUCCAUCUUAGAAGAAACCGAUCACAGUAUCCUAAGCACUGGACAAGACAAAAACGACCUCGCAAAAAACCAUAACGAACAACAAGAAGAGCCAGAAGACCCACCAUCCCUAACCUACGACUCCGACUCCUCACCCUCCGACCACGAAACCGAAAUAGAUGAGCCACACACCCUCACCCCAACUCUGUCAUCCCUCAACCUCAUCAACGACGAGAUAUCAGUCCGAACACGCGCAGAUACCGGUUCCUUCGAGGCAACGGUAGAAGCAGAGAUCCAGACCUUUACUCCAGAGGUCAUAAAACCGGAACUUGUUCAACCCGCACAACCACAACUCACACAAACUCUCCCUACCACACCAAAAAGUCAACUAGUAGACGAGCCGAAAUCAGCAGACAAACCACGCGUAAAGCACGAAGUAAAAUUACUAGGGCUGAAGCGUCCAGAGGUGCUAAAGGGAGGAGAGAUCAAACCGUUGGUUCCGCGAGUGAAACAUGAGGUGAAAUUACUGUCGUUGAUGGGGACGAAAAAAUUGAAGCAGGGGGAAAUUAUCUAG
Molecule: messenger RNA, 900 nt
Organism: Glarea lozoyensis ATCC 20868
Lineage: Eukaryota; Fungi; Ascomycota; Leotiomycetes; Helotiales; Helotiaceae
Exons: 1
Coding region: 1-900 (299 amino acids)
Source: RefSeq, a predicted model, not a curated record